This is a messenger RNA of Anastrepha ludens (Mexican fruit fly), 937 nucleotides long. RefSeq lists its product as uncharacterized. NCBI's taxonomy places the organism in Eukaryota, Metazoa, Arthropoda, Insecta, Diptera, Tephritidae. The transcript has 2 exons. The record is from RefSeq and is a predicted model, not a curated record. Bases 578 to 874 code for a protein of 98 amino acids.
AGACCAUUCACACCGUACAUGUAUGGGGAAUGUUCAUACGAUUAGAUUACCCUGUAUUGAACCCCUUUUUAUAACAAAGUUUUUUCAAGUGAGCAAACAGGUUUUUUUAACCACUUUUUAUAAGUAGUAGAUAUUUGUAUAAUCAUGUGGUUUUUUUCGUUUUUGAUUUUUUUUUUAAUCCAUUAACGAAUUCUAAAUCGUAUAAUUUUUGUUAAAAAUAAAUUCAUAUGUGCAUGUGUAUGUAUGUACAUAAAUACUUAUGAAUUAAAUAUAUUUAUUAACGUACGUAAUUUUAUUUAAAAUGUCGAGAAGGCUUCGUUAAGAUUAGCCCGACUAUUUGUAAGCAACACUCCUCAAAGAGCAAAUCUCGAACACUUUUGCGAGUCACGGUACGUUAUUUGUAUUUGCAAUGUGUGUAUGUAUGUACGAAUACAUAAAUAAAGCAUGCAUAGAAACUUCAUUCCAAGUGUAGUCAAUAAGCCCUGAUUCAAAUUACGUGUGUCGAGAGCUGAAACAAACAGGAACUCAAGAUUCCGUAGUUGGUUGAUUUAAAUGCAUUUUUAACUAGGUUAGCAGUAUGACAACGUUAUUUCAUAUGAUUUUUUGGCUAUAUCUGCUUGGCAUUGCUUUAAAAACACGCUUUGCACUUGGUUACGAUCCAAACGACACCAAAAUCGCCUCAGUCAUUCCGCCCGAAGGUUAUUUUGAAGCGUUUUAUCCGAGGGAAAUGGAUGGUGUUCCGAACAGUGCUUCGCGUCCCGCUCAUGCUCACGGCAGCUUCUUUAAGCAUCGUAAUCCAGCACUGGUGGACACAAAGAAUGCAGCAGCUUAUGGAUACCGAUUUGAUGGCAAACGCCGCUUCAAUUUAAAAUGAAUAUAAAUACUAUCUUUUUAUACUUUUUGUAAAAAGCAUACUAAUAAAAAAUAAAAAAAUAUA